Cantharellus anzutake is the source of this 1680-nucleotide messenger RNA. RefSeq lists its product as uncharacterized. Gene Ontology annotation, molecular function: RNA binding. Bases 1 to 1680 code for a protein of 559 amino acids. The transcript has 10 exons. Lineage: Eukaryota; Fungi; Basidiomycota; Agaricomycetes; Cantharellales; Hydnaceae. The record is from RefSeq and is a predicted model, not a curated record.
AUGAGGUCGCGUUUGAUGCAAAAAACGGUUCCACAUCACCCCCAAGAAAGUUUUGCUGUUACGAUCUUCACUUCAUUAUGGUCUGACAAGGACUACUCACCCUCAGCACCAAAGAAAGCCAAGAAGCUAGCCCUCACUGAGUUUUUGGCCGACGAAAGUCUCGGAUCAUGGGCGGAUGAGAUGGAUAGCCUGCCAACUGCUCCGACGAUAAAAACUGAUGAGGACCGCGCAAGAGACAGGGAGGGGCGGCGUGGAGGAGACUACGGCGGAAGGGAAAGAGACUUCCCUCCUCGAUAUUAUCCUCCACGUGAGGAACUACCGCUGCCCACGAAACCCCCAUACGUAGCAUUUGUUGGGAAUCUGGCUUUUGAUAUCCACGAAGAAAUUAUUGCAGAAUACUUUUCUCCGAAUGUCAUCAAGGACAUCAAGAUUAUCAGGGAUCGAGAAGACCACCACCCCAAAGGUUUUGGCUACGUCGAAUUUGACACCCUGGAUGGCUUGAAAGACGCAUUAUCGAGAACCGGAGGACAACUUGCUGGGCGAAGCGUCCGGGUCAGCGUCGCAGAACCCCCCAAGGAACGCACCCAUUUGGAAGACGAACGCUUAGCUGGUCCAUGGCGGCGAGAAGGCCCACUGCCACCACUGCCCCCUCCAUAUACAGAGCGCGCAGGUUUUGGUGGGAAUUUUGCUGGUCGUACGGGACAAGAUGGAGAUGGGACAGGUCCACCACUUGCUCUCACGAACGAUGACUGGCGAAGCAAUCGUACCUCUCGCCCGCCUCCUCCGCCUGAGCGGGAACGCAGCGGCCCUCCCCGACGGACUUCAGUCCCCCCCGAACUUACGAGCCAUCCGGCUCAUGCGGAAUUCACAUGGACGAAGGGAAGCAAAUUCCAUCCUUCUGUUGAUGUGUCUCCACCUCCAGAGCGCAGGAGUAUGUUUGGUGGGAGGCGUGGGGACGGGCUCGGGUCUGGGUCCAACCCUGAUGAAGUCGAUUGGCGUGCCGCACCCAGGCGUACACUUUCACAAUCCGGAUCAACUCGUGGUAGCCCAAACCCCUCGAAUCCGACUACACCUCAGCUAGGCGGUCGCCGUAAGCUCGAGUUACUCCCUCGAGGCAGCUCAACCCCACCUGCAGAAUCCCCUAUGACAUCACCCAAAUCUUCAACCGUGCCCUCCGCUAAAUCUAAUCCCUUCGGCAAUGCAAAACCUGUGGAUGCCUCGGCUAAGGAGAAGGAAGUUGCAGAGCGUCUCGAACAGGAAAAAGACCGCAUCGCUCGUGCUGCUAGAGAAAAGGAGAAGGAGCGCUCGGGUUCAGGCUUUGGAACCAGUUAUACUCGGCCGACAUCUAUGACUCGCACUGAAUCUCAUAAAUCCUCUUCCGCCCUUCAAGCAGCUCCAGCCUCCCCAUCAGCCACAUCUCCAUCUCUCCCUGCUUCUCAGUCCGCCCCUCACAAAUUUGCCAAAGAUGCUGGUGCUGUUAGACCAAAAUUUAGUUUCGCAGCUGCCGCCGCAGGUGCGAAAGGUCCUGUCGAGGCCACGGAUGGAACGCAUACAGCCGCAAAAACCGAGUCAUCGAAUGGCGACGCUGAGUCCCUUGCCAAUGGGGAGGUGCUGAACGAGAUUACUGGAGACGAUACUGUAGAAGAGGCGAGUCGGAAACUUGGAGAAGUGACCAUCUAA